AUGACGAGGUCAACAGUGGGACGGCCAUCCGUUCUACUGCUCUUGACUCUUCUGGCCAGCAUCCGACCAGGACAAGCAUCUAACUCUUUUGAUCUUAUUCCAAGAAGCUCAGAUGCGUGUCCCACCUCAUACACUCGCUGCGGCAGUACAAAUGCCUCAAAUGAUUUCUGCUGUCCUUCAGACUCCACCUGCAUCAGUCUAGACCAGGGCAGCUCCUCUAUCUGCUGUCCCGCCGGUAAAGACUGUAACUACAUUUCGCCAAUCACAUGUGAUAUACAACAGCAGGAUGUCACCAUUUACCCUGAGAGCGUCAUAAAGACAACCCGUCUGGGCGAGAGCCUUCCGAAAUGCGGCGAUGCGUGCUGUCCGUUUGGCUACACCUGCGAAGGAGGCAAAACUUGCUCUUUGAACAAAAAAACUUCCACAACGGCAACAGCGAUCGUAUCCGCCUCCUCUACCAACAAAGAAUUAUCCGCAACAACGACUACAUCACCUGUAUCCAGCUCCUCGACCAACCCAGCAUCGUCAUCGACAACGGCUACAAGCUCAAUAGCUCCCCAGGCAACUAUCACACCCGUGCCGUCUCCCUCAUCCGAAAAUUCCGCAAACUCCACAACAUGCGCAGCACUAUCAAGUUCAUGUCCCUCCUUCCCACCUGGGGCUAUCGCAGCAGGCUUCUUCCCAGGUGCCGUCCUCGGUGCUGUCGCCGCUCUCCUAAUAUCCCUCUGUAUCCGACGUACCCGAAAAGACGAAUGUGAAAUACAAGAAGGCAAAUCGGGGCCUAAUUGGACCCAACGCUCUUCUUCCGGGGCAAUACUGUGCAUAUCGAACCCCAUCCCCCAAGACGAUACCUCGUACCGCACAGACUUCCUCCGAAGCCCACCGCGAGUCAAGCGCUCUUCUACAGGAGGACGCUCCACCCGCACGAUGAUUCACCGCACUGGAAGCAGAGUGCGGAGUCUAUUCUCCGGUCAUCCAAGAGGAAACCCCCGACUAGACAAGGAUGUGCCGCCUAUCCCUGUGCCAAUUCCUAUGCCAGCGGCUCCGUUUACUCCGCCGCGGCAGCGUCAGCCAAGUACGGAAAGUAUCAAGGUUUAUUCACCGCCGGAGUCGUCGUUUUCGCAGUCUCGUACCUUUUUGGAGCCUGAACCGUACCCUGGUACUGCUUCUAGGCCGGAUACUAGUUUUAGCGGUCUGAUGCGGGUUGUUGAUAAUACCCAUGAUGACUCUCGGGAAAAUCCGUUCCGGGAUCCUGGGCGUUGA
Penicillium coprophilum is the source of this 1263-nucleotide messenger RNA. RefSeq lists its product as uncharacterized. NCBI's taxonomy places the organism in Eukaryota, Fungi, Ascomycota, Eurotiomycetes, Eurotiales, Aspergillaceae. The transcript has a single exon. The coding region runs from base 1 to 1263 and encodes 420 amino acids. The record is from RefSeq and is a predicted model, not a curated record.